UUCGUGUAUGUGUUCAUUAAAUAUCGAUAAAAUUUUAAUUUACUACAAGCAAAAUGCAUGAUUUUUCGUAUGACUUUGACUCCGUUACGCCUGAUUUGUGGAUGGCUAAUGAAGAAAACUGGAAAAACAAAUUAUCAAAACUUGAUAAUUGGUAUCAGAUACCUCUAUUGAAUUCUAAUGCUUCACACAAUUUGUCUGAUGGUAGACUAGUUCGAUUUCGAGGUAUGGUGCAGGAUAUGCAUAACCCCGAGUUUUACUUUGAAAAAUUUGAAGUUUACAAUACAGCUACUAAUGAAGUCAAAGUAAAAUCUGGAAAAUAUUGUGAUACAGCUCAUAUACUGGAAAAUGAAAAGAUUAAUUAUACAGAAAACUUAAAAAGUGCACAAAGACAGGCUAUGGUGGUUAUUUCUCUACCUGGUCUAAGUGACUGGGCACAAGAAAUAGAGAAUAGUCGGAACCAUUUGACAUAUUUAAAUGACCAACCAAAUACCACAAAGAGACUGGGCUUGACAAAUAUAAAAUUCAAAAGAAGCUACGAUGAGGCUGAAGAUGAUCCUGAGGAUAUGGAAGUUGUAGAUAAUGUUUGUGGAAAUAAAGAACUUAAGACAUCGGAAAAAAUUGAUGAUGGGAGUAAAGUGGUAUCCAGAGAGCAUUUAUUAAACUUUCCGUUACCUGAUGUUCCAAGUAAAUCAUGCAUUGUUAAGAUAUACGAUGAAUCAGAAAAUCUAAAAUUAAAUGAUAUGAUAGAAGUGAUAGGAUUUUUAUCUGUUGAUCCUUCACUGUCCGGUGAGUUCCAACAGGAAAAUAACUCAUUCUUGGAACCAGAGAGUGAAACAGAUGCUGAGACAAUAACACACAAUCCUCCACCGAGUUUAGUUCCACGGCUACAUGCUGUUGUUGUGAAGAAACUUGACCACUGUAAUCCGUUGUUAACAGAUACUUUUGAUCAAGCAAAAGUAUUACAAGAAGCAAGUUCAGCGAGAGAGCAUCUUUUAAAAGCUUUAACAGAAUUAUUGCUUGGAGAUGAAUUGGCGGCUGAAUAUUUGAUAUGUCACCUUAUUGCGUCUGUAUACCUAAGACAAGAUACUCUUGCACUUGGACAGUUUUGUUUGAAUCUGUCAAAUUUACCAACAAAAAAAUAUCCAAACUAUGCAAAACAAUUGUAUGAUAUUAUAAAACAAUUUGUUACCAAAAGUUACUAUCUGCCUCUCACAAUUGACAACUUAAAUACCAUGGCUCUGUUACCUAAAAAGGACUAUGAUUGUAAUAGAUUAACAAGUGGUAUUUUACAAUUAAGUAAGCACACACAUUUAGUACUAGACGAGACUAAAAUGGAACAAGGACGCCUGGACUCGACAGGAGUUGGAAAUAUAACUGCACUUGGAAAUAUGAUCACGACACAGAAAGUUGAAUACGACUUUAAAUAUUAUAAGAUGGAAUUUGAUUCGGAUAUUAAAGUUUUAUUGCUGUCUGAAGGAAAGUCGCUGUUGCCGAGUGAUUAUCACAUUCCCCUGAGACCUGAAGAGUCAUGUCUAGAAAUAUUUGAUGCAAUAGUCGAAGCUGCAACUUAUUAUUUGAAGGAAGAAAUUAUGAAUACAAUCAGAAAAUAUUUAACCAAUUUGAAACUUGUCAAAUAUACUGUCAGUGAAGAUUUAAAGUUUGUGGAAGACGAUUUUAUAGAAAUGCGUAAAGCGGACUCCGACAAUCCAUUCAGUGCGGAUGAUUUGCACCGACAUCUUGUGUUGGCCAGACUUGUCAGUCUCUCCCGAGGUUAUGACACAUUGACUAAAGAUUGUUGGGACAUCACUCGGAAGAUGGAAAGUGAAAGACUGGAACGUUUGAAAAAUAGAAUCGCCCCCACAUUGUAAUUUUUAAGAAUAAAUGUUGCUUUUUUA
Molecule: messenger RNA, 1895 nt
Organism: Papilio machaon (common yellow swallowtail)
Lineage: Eukaryota; Metazoa; Arthropoda; Insecta; Lepidoptera; Papilionidae
Product: mini-chromosome maintenance complex-binding protein
Exons: 9
Coding region: 54-1868 (604 amino acids)
Biological process (GO): DNA-templated DNA replication
Molecular function (GO): chromatin binding
Source: RefSeq, a predicted model, not a curated record